CAUCCGUUACCUCCCUCCUCUGAACCACCAGCUUCCACACCCAAAUCCUCAGCCAUGGCCUCUCACUUCAAACUCGCCUCAUUUCAUAGCCCAUCAACCCAAUUCAAUGGAUCACACUCGUUUCAUUCUUGAUCAAACCCCUUCUCCCACUGAUUUCUCUUGGAACUCCUUGAUCAGGGCCUACACCCUCCACGACUCUCCGCAAAAUUCUAAAAGCUUGUUCAACCUUAGGUCGGUGUUUGAAGGUGAACACAUUCAUACUCAUGGUUUAAGAUUGGGUUUUGUAUCUGAUUAUUUGUGUGUAAUUCUUUAAUAGAGAUGUGUUGUAAGUAUUUUUGUCUUGAUUCCACUCAGAAUUUGUGGGUUGAUAUGGAAUUUAGAGAUGAGGUUUCUUGGCAUUCGAUCAGGGUAUGUGCACUGAGGUGAGGUUGAGAGGCACGGGAGUUGUUCGAAGAAAUGCCAACCAGAAGGAAUGUCGUUCGCCAGACUGCAAUGAUAAAUGUGUAUGGGAAAGAAGGGGAUUUUGUUGAGAUGUUGAGUUCUUUUUUUUUUUUUUGGGGAUGCUUGUUUCGGCUGAUGAGGUCCAACUCAAUGCAACAACAAGAGUGUGCCUACUGUCUGCCUGUUCAACUCUCUGUAAUUAUGGAGUUGGAAGGUUCCUUUCGGUUUUUAUCGAUGUUUAAAAGAUCCCUUUGAAGGCAAUCGUGUUUACUGCUCUUGUAGACAUGUAUUCUUAAGUGCGGGGAUGUGGAGAAAGCUUGGAGAAUCUUUGAUGGUGUUUCUUGUAAGAAGCUGCCUUCUUGGAAUGCCAUCAUUUCUGAAUAUGCGCAGUGUGGACUUCUUGAGGAGGCAAUUGAUUUAUACUGUCUCAUGAAAGCUCAGUCCGUGAAACUGAAUGAGAUCAUGUUGGUGAAUGUGUUGUCUGCUUGUGCUGGCUUAGGGGCACUGGAACUUGGGAGAGAAGUUCAUCUGUACCCUAAACGGCUUAGAGCUAAAUGUGAUUCUUGCCACUACUCUGGUUGAUGUGUGCAAAAUGUGGUAAAAUUGAUGAUGCUUGUUUGGUUUUUGUCAAGACAAGCGAGAAAGAUGUAGCCUUGUGGAAUGCCAUGAUACUGGGCCUGGCUUACCAUGGUGAUGUAAGUGAUUCUUUAGUGGUUUUUUCACAGAUGGAGAGGACUGGCGUGCAGCCCAAUGAUGUCACAUUCAUUGGAGUUUUAUCAGCUUGUAACCACUCAGGAUUGGUAGAAGAGGGAAGGGUUCAGUUUUCUAGUAUGGCUGAUAAACAUGGAUUGUCUCCCAAACUUGAGCAUUGUGCUUGUAUGUUAGAUCUCCUUGGCCGGGCUGGGCAUCUCAAAGAAGCAUAUGAAUUGGUCCAGAACAUGGAAGGUGGAAGGACGUUGCUAGAGUUAGGAGACAGGUAAAAGCGAAAAGGAUGGAAAAGCCUUCUGGUUGUAGUUAGGUUGCAGUUGAUGGUGCUCUUCAUAGAUUUGUAGUUGAAGAUACAACUCAUCUGAAAUCUCAGGAGAUCUACAGCACCUAUGAAAUUCUGAUUGAUCAUUUGAAGGCUGAAGGGUAUGUGCUAAAUUCUGGUUUCUCAUGGAGGUAUUGAUUGAAUUCUGCUGAUGGGAUAAGGCAUUAUGAGGGUUAGCAUAUGACUUAAUAUUUGGAACCAAACAUAACCUAAAAGAACUGUUUAAGUUUUGGCACACUGGUUUUUGGUUCGAGACCAGGCGGUUAUACCAUUGUUCAAUAUACUUAGAAUACUUUAGUGAAGAGACAAUGUAAUUUAGAGUGCGUUUGGGAAUGAUUCUAGAAUGAUAAAAAUUAACAUCUAAAUUAGCAUUUUUAACACUUGAAUGAUAAAAAUUUUCAAGUAUUAGAAA
Molecule: messenger RNA, 1883 nt
Organism: Vitis vinifera (wine grape)
Lineage: Eukaryota; Viridiplantae; Streptophyta; Magnoliopsida; Vitales; Vitaceae
Product: pentatricopeptide repeat-containing protein ELI1, chloroplastic
Exons: 2
Coding region: 1023-1421 (132 amino acids)
Biological process (GO): RNA modification
Molecular function (GO): protein binding; RNA binding
Source: RefSeq, a predicted model, not a curated record